GUUUUCCAAGAAUCAAUCAUCUCUCAUAGAGUAAGUGGGUUGUGCAGCAAUAAGUAUAUAGAAACAGGUAUGUGGGGUCUAUGUCAUGGAGAUGCACCACAAUGACAACAAGAAGAGAAAAUGAUGACGAGAAAAGGAAGACAUCAAGAUAGAGAUAGAAACACCAGUUUUUGUAACAUUGCGUUUGACUCUGAAUAGAAGUCUUUGAACAAUUACUAAUAUCAGUCGAGCACAUUUCUUAAUCAAAGCUGCAACUUGUGAUGUGAAAUGUAACAAAGCAAAGACCAAAAUAUUAAUUGCAGAAGUUAUCACUCGCCCUUUCAGCUGUGAGGGAAAUUAUGCUGUUAAAAUUAAAGAUGUAUUCAUAUUGAAAAUUAUUUGAAAAAUAGUGCAUUUUCUAAAUAAGUUUAAGUAGAAGGAAAACUAAACAUGGUGUAAACCUACAUGCAAAAAUCAUGAAGGGUUUUAAUUGUUUUUUUAAAAGCCAGCAUUCAGUUUUAGAGGUGUGAAGGGGUGUAACCACAUGCCAUUCUGCUCUUUGAAUUAUUUUUGGCAUUCUUGAUGUCUAGCAGACAUCUAGACAAGAUAAAGAUCUUACUUACAGGACAUACAGGAAGCAACAUCUGCUCUUCUGUUUUUUUUUACUGCUCAUUAUCAGACUGCUAACUAUUUGGGUGUUAGUUCAUCUCUGCAGAAUAAAGGCAUCACAUCAUUAAGAACGAAAAACAAAAAGGGGGGAGCCUUGAAGUGCCAUUCCUGACUCUACCUGGCUGGAAGAGCCAUCAUUGAGAUAUCACUAUGCAAGACGAGAAUGCCACAGAAAAUGACACAUACAGUUAUACGAGUUACUAUGAUGAAGGUGUCACACAAGAUUAUGCUCCUAUCAACUUAACUGAUAUUCAAGAUUUCAGUCAAGUGUUUCUUGCCACUCUCUAUAGUUUGGUUUUCAUCCUGGGCUUCAUAGGUAACGGACUAGUGGUGUGUGUCCUGGUGAAGCAUCGCAAUCAGUGCAACCUGACAGACAUCUGCCUCUUCAACCUGGCUCUCUCUGACCUCCUCUUCGUCUUCAUGCUGCCUUUCUUCUCUCACUAUGUCAGGGUUGGUCAGUGGACUUUUGGAGACUUCAUGUGCCGUUUGUUGUCCGGGUCUCACCAGAUUGGCUUCUUCAGCAGCAUCUUCUUCAUGGUUGUCAUGACGCUGGACCGCUACAUGAUCAUCGUGCACGCUCACAGGGUUGCACGUUUUCGCACAAAGAGGGCAGCCAUCAUUCUAACCGUGCUCGUUUGGAUGCUGAGCUUGUUUGUCUCUCUGCCGGAUUUUAUCUCCACACGGGAAAUAAAGGAAGAGCCUCAGAAGACUGGAUGUAACUAUCACAACAAAGUCUGGGAGCGUUACAACCUGUUCACCACAAAUGUGCUGGGUCUCGUGAUUCCUUUGCUGGUGAUGGUUGGUUGCUACUCCAGGAUCAUCCCCACACUGAUGAGCAUGAGGACAGCAAAGAGGCACCGCAUCGUCAAGUUGAUCAUCUGUAUAGUUGUUGCGUUUUUCUUGCUCUGGACUCCAUAUAACAUUUCUCGUUUCUUGAAGUUUCUUCAGGAAAAGGGGAAAAUCCCACGUAAUGACACCAUGGACAAAAAUAUAAGGCUGUCAGUGGCAGUAACUGAGAGCUUAGCUUACACUCACUGCUGUCUGAACCCCAUCAUUUAUGCUUUUGUGGGAGAGAAGUUUAUGAGACGAGCCUUGCAGCUGCUGAAAAAGUUGGUGCCUGGUUACAGCAGAGAUUUGUCAGACAGCUCAUUCAGGAGGAGCUCAGUUAUGUCCAGGGGCUCUGAAAUCACCUCCACUUUUAAACUGUAGAAGGUGGAGGGCAGUUGUAACUUGUUUAACAUGUAGUUUUCACGUGUUAUUACUGCAGAGCAUAUCUUGCUAUUGUUUUUUUGUUCAUUUGACCACUCGUAUUUGACACAUACUGCAGUGUUUUUCACUACAGAGUUUGUGUUCACACCUUUAGAUCCUAUGAUUACAAGAGAAUACUUCAUUUUUUAUCAUAACAUUUCAGAUGCAAAGGCUCAAAACUUAUCUCCAGUGUUUUUGAGACUAUGUAAUGCUCGUCCUUCUUCUGCUCAGGCUCAGUGAAACUUGCUGGUGCAUUUAACUGAACCUGCUGUUUGCAGCAUCCUGUAACAACAAGCUGACACAAACAUGCAAAAACAGCAUACUGCAACACAAACAAACCAAAGAUGGCAAUACAGAAUGUUCUAGUCUUAGAUGAAAUAGAAAUCAUUCAACCAAAUGUAUACCAAUACGGAGCAUUUUCCAUAUUCACAUGUCAUCAUUGAUAAUUGAAUCUUAUAAAAUGAUGUGGAGCAAACGUUCCAGUAUUGGCAACAUUGUAUAUAUGUACAGAAUAGAGCUUUACAUGCUGGAUACAUUGUCCUUAUUGCUUCAGUGACUUUUACUGUUGUGCCAGACCUUCUUUGAAUGAAACCGGUGCAUUUUCUUACUUUAAUUUACAUAUUUCUAUCUUCAGCCCCAUUCUGAUGUUUCACUUUUUGCACUUUUUUUGUUUGUUACAUCAUUUUAUGGUUCUUUGCAUUUGUAAUGACUGAGUCGAGUCAGACACUCCUUUAUCUCUUUUGCUGAUUUUAUAUGAUAGUUUUCUUAAGACAAUAAAUGAUAAUGCAAAUCUUCAGCUUACUUCAAAUUAAAGUCAUAAAGUAGUUUGUCAUAUUGGAGGAGUCCAUUGUUCAUUUUGAGAAGCUCUCUUAAUUCUCUCUGCUAUGGAAAUGACAAAUUCUGUACACAGUCAGAAAAAAGGAUCUGUUAAAAAAGAAGUUCUGUGAGAUAGUCCCAAACUAAUUCAUUAGAUAGGUUACUCUUCACCAUCACUAUAAUUUUUCUCGCCCGUGGAAGAGUCCAACUGAACCGUCAUCUGAAAUCUCGGGCUUUCAAUUGAGGCCGCAUGUAAUGUCUUUUCAAAAUGACAUGAGUUGCAGCUUCCACAUUAUGUCAACAGAGAAGGAUACGUGAUUUUUUUUGUUGUUGCUAAAAAUCUAAUUGAUAUCUUAACUUAACUUAACUUUUCCUUUUAGCAGCACUUCAGAAAUUCAGUAAUUUUACUCCUUUCCAAAACCAAAAUCAGAUUUGUUGCCCUUUGUAGUGGACAGCAGAAAUAACUUUGGCAUAUUUUCAACCUAUAAUCAUGUUACAGGAAGUGAAAGUACGGAUUUUCCUUACUAUUGUGGAAGGAGAGUCAGAUUAGAGCUGUCAAGACAUUAGGUGGACAUUAGAGUACAAAGGUGAAAGCUCAAAAGAGCACAUACAGAGAUUGUACCAUGUAUUGCUCUGACUUUUUUAGGCAUUACAAUUUCUAGAAGGGGAAAUAAAAGCAUUUUAAGUUGAAUUCAAACACACAUCAAUUUAAGGUUUGAUUUCUUUCUUCAGUUACUCUGUUGAUUUAUUCAGUUAAUUAUAUUUGCUAAAAGUGCAUUAAACUGUACCGUUUCUGUGUUUACCAGUUCAGUUUAAAUUAUACUGAAACUGGGUUGAAAUCAUUUUGUUGUUGGUGCUCAUCUCUGAAGGCAGCAUUAAAACUGAAAUGAACGGAAAAUAUUCUUCAGCAUAUUGCUGUUGUCAUAUUACUGAUGACUCAGAUAACCUCUGAAAGGAUUCAAAUGAACUGGUUAGCCAAUUCGGUAAGUCAAGACAUGUUAUUCAAGAUUCACCAGCAGCCAACAGGCCCAGGGUUCUCCAGCAUCUCCAGGCCCAGGACUCUCCAGCAGAUACCAGGCCCGCCACCAGGCCGCGGUCAGGCUCCAAUAGCCCGAGACCAGGCUUCCUUAUUAGCCUGCAGGCGGAACAGAACGAAAUCUUCAGUAGUACCAUAGCCAGUUUUUGCUUAAACGAUACCAACUAUGGCUGGUAAAAGUGCCUACUAAAUGGUAAAUGGACUGAUUAUUACACAGUGCUUUUCUACUUUCCCAGAACACUCAAAGUGCUUAACAUUCUUAACAUGCCACAUUCAUCCAUUUACACAAGCACUUUCUUCUGUGCUGUGUAAGUGCUUUCUACCUAACACUUGCACACAUUCAUACUCUGAUGGAUGCAUGUUAGAGUAAUUUAGGAUUAAUAUCUUGUCCAGGGAUAUCUGGCAUCCACACUGCCAAGGAUUGAACCACCAACCUUCCAAUCAGCAGAUGACUUGGUCUACCUCCUUAGAUGUCAGGAGAGCUUUCUAAUACCUCUAAACAACAGAAGUUGCUAUUGGAUAUGAUGGAACAGAUUAAAGAACUGCAAAAACUAAAUGAAGAAAAGGAUAAAAAAAAAUAGCCCUCUUGGUUCCCAAGUGGAUGAUCUAGAGCAGUAUACCUGUAUGAAUGGCUUAAUAGUAAGUGGACUGGAGACCAAACACAGAACGUAUGCUAGAGCUGUAGUGGCACAGGAAGUCACUGAGCCUACUGAAGCUGACGUCGACUCUUUGGAGCAACAAACUGUCAAUUUCUUCAAUGGCAAGUGAAUAACUAUUAAUAGUAAAGACACUGAGGUUUGCCAUUCUCUGCCUUCAAAAAGUAAUAGAGUAAAACCAUCUAUAAUAAUAGGCUUUGUGAAUAGAAAAUCAAACAGGACACUGUGAGCUGUGAGGAACCAGUGUCUACAUAAACGAGCAUCUGACAAAGAAAAAUGCAGACAUAGCAUGACAAGCAGGAAUACUAAGAAGACUAAAAACGGUGCAAUCAACAUCUACAUCAAACUUAAAGGAACCCCAGAAGAACAAAAAGUUGUGGUCAUUAAAUUAGUUUCAGAUCUGGAUAAAUAUUAGAAAUGAACUAUGACAGGUUAAAUAAAAAAUAUAAUUCUCCAUUAGGAAUUCUUAACAACCAGCUAUACAUAAGAAUCAUAUAACAUGACAAAAUAUGAUGAUAACAACUUUUCUUA
This is a messenger RNA of Haplochromis burtoni (Burton's mouthbrooder), 4935 nucleotides long. RefSeq names its product C-C chemokine receptor type 2. Gene Ontology annotation, cellular component: membrane. The transcript has 3 exons. Gene Ontology annotation, molecular function: chemokine receptor activity. Gene Ontology annotation, biological process: chemotaxis; immune response; G protein-coupled receptor signaling pathway. The record is from RefSeq and is a predicted model, not a curated record. The coding region runs from base 799 to 1857 and encodes 352 amino acids. NCBI's taxonomy places the organism in Eukaryota, Metazoa, Chordata, Actinopteri, Cichliformes, Cichlidae.